This is a messenger RNA of Homo sapiens (human), 3942 nucleotides long. It is a transcript of the gene SHLD1, whose product is annotated as shieldin complex subunit 1. The transcript has 3 exons. NCBI's taxonomy places the organism in Eukaryota, Metazoa, Chordata, Mammalia, Primates, Hominidae. Bases 84 to 308 code for a protein of 74 amino acids. The record is from RefSeq and is a predicted model, not a curated record. Gene Ontology annotation, biological process: regulation of double-strand break repair via nonhomologous end joining. Gene Ontology annotation, cellular component: chromosome.
GUUCCGGUUGCGGAUGGUGAGUGUGUCGGGGGGCUUGGCGGCUUUUCUCCUCAGUUUUCUGGAGUGCUUUGGAGGAGAGGACUAUGGCAGCCAGGGACGCCACUUCAGGCAGCCUGUCAGAGGAGAGCAGUGCUUUGGACCUGCCAUCAGCGUGUGACAUAAGAGAUUACGUCCUGCAGGGACCCAGCCAAGAAGCCAACAGCGAGGCUUUCAGUUCUUUGGAAUUCCAUUCUUUUCCUUAUUCUUCUGAUGUGGAUCCAGGCGUGAGCCACUGCAUCCAGCCUAAACUCACUAGGGAGAUUUUUUGAAUAGCCUGUACUCUGUAGCUAGUUUAGCUUGCUACCAAGGUUUAGCCUUUCUGGGUCUGUACUGAAUAUCCCAGGUAUUCAACAGUCAUCUCACUCUGGCUGUCAGAACAUGCAUGUCUCCCAGCCCUGUGUGAGUUCUGGAAGUUGUUCAGCUCACAGCUCCCCUGGCUGUGCCUGGCAUUAUGACUUAGUGUUCACUGUGAAAUACUCAAAAGAAUCCCUAUGCUGAUUUCUGGAGCUCUUUAUCUGUUUAGCUCCCUCAUCUCCAGGACUCAGCUUCAGAAAUUCCAGGCACCUGAAACUGAUCUCUGUCUCUUUGCUGAGGAAACUGCUGUGAGGCAGUGAGAUUGCUGUGCUCUGUUUGGAUUCCCCUUCCCUGCGCUGUGGUCUAGGAAGUGCCUCCAGCAGAACACUGGGGGCAAUUGUAGGCACAUCUUGCGUCCCUUCUCUCAGUGAUCAAAGUCCUAUACUAACUGUGACCAGGAUCUGAAAGCAGUUGUUUUUUGUCCAGUUUUCUUUUCUUUUUCUCCUUUUUUUCUUUUUCUUUCUUUUUUUUAUUUUUUUAUUUUUUUUGAGACAGCCUUGCUCUGUUGGAGUGCAGUAGCACUAUCUCGGCUCACUGCAACCUCUGCCUCCCAGGUUCAAGCGAUUCUCCUGCCUCAGCCUCCCAAGUAGCUGGGAUUACAGACACCUGCCACCACGCCUGGCUAAGUUUUGUAUUUUUAGUAGAGAUGGGGUUUCACCAUGUUGGCCAGGCUGCUCUAGAACACCUGACCUUAAGUGAUCCACCCGCCACAGCCUCCCAAAAUACUGGGAUUACAGGCGUGAGCCACUGCACCAGGCCAUUUUGUCCAGUUUUAUAGCCAUUUAUAGCAGAAGGGCAAAUUUGGUAUAGUUAACUCUGCCAUUGCCAGAGGCUGUUCACUUAGAUUUGUCUUGUAACAUUUUUCUGUAGUAAGUAAAGGCAGGGAUCCUGUACCCAUUUUAUAGGUUAAAUAAUGCAGAGUUGCCAAGAAAUAAGAGGGUUGGAAUCACAUACUGGGUUGGUUGGUAGGUAGGUCAUAUGAUCCAGGAACUCUUGGUCCUUGCAAGGAGAUAGGAGGAAAUGCUCAAAUUUGUCUCCCCAAAUGGGGGCCUGGGUUGAGGUUUAUAAGCAUAUGGUAAUGAGGCGUGAAUGAGGUGACUGGAUUGAUCUUGGAAUGAGGUGAUUGAUUGGAUCUUACAAUAAGGCGAUGAUGUUGGGGGUCAUGAUCUAACUGGAAUCCACCAUGGGGUGACUCCAGGGCUCAAUCUGAUUGGAUCCUGGAUCCUGCCAUGCAGUGUCCACUUCUGUUUUGUUUUGUUUUGUUGAGAUGGAGUCUUGCUCCAUUGUCCAGGCUGGAGUGCAGUGGCAUGAUCUCAGCUCACUGCAACCUCUGCCUCCUGGGUUCAAGCAAUUCUUGGGCCUCAGCCUCCCAAGUAGCUGGGACUACAGGUGUGCGCCAUCACACCCAGCUGAUUUUUGUGUUUUUAGUAGAAACAGGUUUCUCCAUGUUGGCCAGGCUGGUCUUGAACCCCUGACCUCAAGUGAUCUGCCCGCCUCAGCCUCCCAAAGUGCUGGGAUUACAAGUGUGAGCCACCGUGCCCCGCCAGUGUCUACUUCUUAAUUCAGUCCCACUCCUCGGUCUGAGCACUUAGGUUCCCCCUAGUGGAACUAAGCAUGGUUGCAUGCUUGGUUCAUCUGGGCAUGCUCAGGUUAUGAGACCUGAGGGUCCGUGACAACUGAAAAACAACUCACAACUUUGUUACGUAAAAGUUGAACCAGAUUGAUCUGGUGUGACCACACUCUUACCCUUAUCUGUUAUUUCUCAUUCCAAACUUUGCUUAUUAACUGUAAUGUUUGCCUUUGUAAUUGCUUCACUUUCAUCACAUAUAAGAAGUACUCAAUGAAUGCUUACUGAUUUCAUGCACUGUAGGAACAACACCGACUAUUGUCAUGUUGGCUGUUGUCAUAUUAAAACAUCAUGUAGGCCAGUCAUGGUGGUUCACAUCUGUAAUCCCAGCACUUUGGGAGGCUGAGACAGGAGGAUCCUUUGAGGUCAGGAGUUCGAGACCAGCCUGGGCAACACAGCAAGACCCUGUUUCUACAAAAAAUAAAAAAAUUAGCCAGGCAUGGUGGAGUACACCUUUAGUCCUAGCUACUUGGGAGGUUGAGGCAGGAGGAUGGCUUGAGCCCAGGAAGCCAGGGCUGCAGUGAGCCAUGAUGGUGCAACUGCACUCCAGCCUGAAUGACAGCGUGAGACCCAGUCUCUUAAAAACAACAACAAUAAAAUCAUCAUGUAACUUGCUAAGACAGCCACACCUUUGUGUUGUGCCUAAAAAAUUACUGAGUUCUGGUGGAUACAUAAUGAGGACUUGACAGUGUUUUUUUUUUGUUUUUUGUUUUGUUUUUAGAAGGAGUCUUGCUCUGUCGCCCAGACAGGCUGGAGUGCAGUGCUGUGAUCUCAGCUCACUGCAACCUCCAUCUCCUGGGUUCAAGUGAUUAUCCCGCCUCAGCCUCCCCAGUAGCUGGGAUUACAGGCGUGUGCCACCAUGCCUGGCUGAUUUUUCUAUUUUUAGUAGAGACAAGGUUUCACCAUGUUGGUUGUCCAGGCUUGUCUCCUGACCUCAGGUGAUCCGCCCACCUCGGCCUCCCAAAGUGCUGGGAUUAUAGGCGUGAGCCACCAUGCCCAGCCAGUCUUAUUAAAUGCUUCAAAUAUAUGUCACAUUCAGCUUCAUGUCCCUGAUGGUUCCCUGCACCAUGCUACGCCAAUAAACACUCAACGGAUACUCAACGGAUACAAAAGAGUAUUUGGUAGAUCUUCAGAGACGGAAAGCAAAUUCAGUGCCUUUAUUCAGCAAAAAUUCAAUGAGCAGCUGCUAUGUGCUGGACACUGUGCUAGCCCCUGGGGAUGAAGUGUGAAUUAAAGGCAGUGUCUGCCCUCUUGAAGUUCACCACCCAGUGAUAGAACACCCAAGAAACCAGCCUCCAAGAUGUUCAGAUUAAAAGAAAUUCUUCCACAGUGACAUUUUCACCAGGCAAACUCAGAGUUGUUUGACAUGAGAAGGUUUAAAAAAGGAUAGUUGUGAAAGACCAGGCAAAGUUCACAAAGUGAAGAAGGGAAAAUAUUAUUUCAGACUGAUAUUAAAUGAUGGCCUAGCCUGCUGCCAUACUGUCUCACAGGGAAAAGUUUUAUUUAUGUCUCCUUUGAUCUUUUCUCCUUUUUGUCUCUAGGUUUGAUGUACAAGCUUUAGCUUGGGCCUUUGAUUUACAGUGUUCUGGAGAAAGAGACCAGGGAUGACAAAGCCAACCAGGCUGUUACCUAAAAACCUGAUAUAUUGUCCUAGAUCUAGGCUGUCUUAGAGCUACACAAAGAAUUUCCAGCAGACUGCUCAGGAAGAGCCUGCUGGGAAGGCAGUUCCCCUAAAGUCCCAUAAAAUAAAGAGCUUCCCAGUCCUUCUUUGAUAUCCACGGUUUGCUUAAGUAUUGGAUGUUAAGGCAGCAACUUCUAGUCCUGUGGAAAAUCUUUUAAUAUCUGUGCUUAAUCAACUGAGAAAAUAAAAAUUUAUAGAUCCAUCAAUGACAAAUAUAUUAAACAUGGGGCUUUAAAAAUUG